Messenger RNA from Pestalotiopsis fici W106-1, 2076 nucleotides. RefSeq lists its product as uncharacterized. The coding region runs from base 1 to 2076 and encodes 691 amino acids. The record is from RefSeq and is a predicted model, not a curated record. Gene Ontology annotation, molecular function: RNA polymerase II cis-regulatory region sequence-specific DNA binding; zinc ion binding; DNA-binding transcription factor activity, RNA polymerase II-specific. Lineage: Eukaryota; Fungi; Ascomycota; Sordariomycetes; Amphisphaeriales; Sporocadaceae. Gene Ontology annotation, cellular component: nucleus. The transcript is spliced from 5 exons. Gene Ontology annotation, biological process: positive regulation of transcription from RNA polymerase II promoter by galactose; DNA-templated transcription.
AUGGAUGAUGUCGUGGAGAAGAUAUCUAAAGCCUGUGAGCCGUGUAGGAAGAAGAAAGUGCGGUGUGACGGGAAGCGACCCUGCCGGCGAUGCCAACGGCGGCCCGCCGAUUGUGCCUAUAGGGAACGUGCUAGGAUUCGGAAAUCGACACGUCAGAGCCUGAGAAAUGCCCUAAACGAGGAUCAAAGUAUCGAUGAGCUUCAGGGCGAAGGAUCAAUCGCCGAGGCCAGUGAUGACGCUUCCAGGCCCAAGGAGAGAACCGAGCAAGCCCGGGCCCAGUUGUACCAGAGCGUUGCAGCCACUCAUGGUAAUGAGGCCGACUCGGUCGAGAGCUCGAGGCUGUUCUACGGGCCCUCUUCCCAAUUUGCCUUUCUGCAGCAGUUGCACCGUGAGAUCUUAUGUUCCGGUACACAACAGACCUCUGGCGAACGCGAGGUGGCAGAAGGAGGCCCUGGUUUGGAUCUUUUCGUGCAGAGAUCCAUCUUCUUUGGCACUCCACAGCGAACCCGGGCCAACCUGCUUCCAUCUCAUUCUUCCCUUCUGUCUGCACUUCCUGUUGGACAGGCUGUCGAGUUUUUAGCCGGAUUCAAGGCAGCAUCGUCCAUAGUACCACUAUACACGAACCAGGAGCUUGAUGACUUGCUUCAUCACUUUUACAGUGAUGGCUCGGACUCGCCCUUGUCUCCGCAGAAACGGGCAAUCACCCUGGCCAUCCUAGCCAUCGGUGCUUUGACGACCACAGAGACGGACCUUGCCGAAUUGCUGCUCAUCAGAGCAAAACAAGAGGCAGUCGUUUGCGAUGAUAUGGCGAGUUUAUCCAUGAUUCAGCUUUCAAUACUCAUUGCCAUAUAUCAAAUCAACAUGGGUCGACCAAAUUCUGCAUACAUCAAUCUCGGCGUCGCAUGCCGCAAAGCCCUGGCAAUGGGCCUCCACAAGGAAAGUCACAUAAGCGUUCCGGCAGAUAUUUUACAGAAACGCCGCAUGACUCUAUGGUGUCUGUAUUUUCAUGAAAGGUGGCAAGCACUGGCACUUGGAAGAGAAGGAUCUUUGAAGAUGUCCGACAUAUCAGCACCCUUUCCAGACUCACAACCCGUGCUGGUCGGUCUGUGCAAACUGGCUCAGAUUGCAGAAGAUGGAGCAAGGCUUAUAUAUGGACGAAGAUACGACUCGCUUGGUCAGCUUUACGUUACUGCCGAGAAGAUUGGUUCACGUCUCCGAGAAUUUGCUGAACAAAACGGAAUAGGAUCCGCCGGGAUACCCAACAAACAUGCAUCCAGGGGAACGGUGGCGUCUCUCCGAUUGCAUUUUGUCUAUUACCACGUGAUCAUGCUCACCUAUCGGCCAUUCUUGAUCGCCGAGUCUGCCUUGAAGCCCACUUCUGGUGACAAUAAGGAACCUGAUGUGAUGUGGCUUCGACAGGCAUGCAGGUACGCAAUCGAUGCAGCCCAGGACUCGAUAGUAUAUGCUGCAUCGUCGUAUAGGAAAGAGGGCACCUGCAAGACACUGAGGUAUAAUGCGUUCUUUCUCGAUGCGGCUUGCGUAGUACUCAUGUAUGACAUGCUUCGACACCCGGCAAAACAUACCUACAAUGUCGACUACAUACACAUGGCUCUGCGAUGUCUGAGUACCAUGAUCCAAGACGAGCCAGUCACAGUAACACAAAACUCGGUCCAGCAGAUCUUGCAUCUGGUCGAACUCACCAUAGCCAGCAUUACCAAUGCGCACAACCCUGCAGCCGAAUUGACGUCCUUGGCGCCAGACACGGUGACGGAUGAAGCCGCCAAAACUGCCGCCCAGAUUUUGCCGCAGCUGAAUACCCAGUUUCCUUCGCUCAAUGCCAAUCCGGCGAAUUCAUCUCAGCAAUUCAUCCACUUUAGCGGCGUGCCCUUUGUACCAAAUCCAGGGACUUUUGGCAGCUCGGCUGGUCUGGGAGACUCCAGUAUGCCCUACGCUGACCCCUUUCCGUACUUUCAAAACGAUGUGGUCACUACAGAUCUCUUCAACUUCUUCCCGAUAGACCUCAUGUCGCCAUAUAACACCUCUAGUCUUGACGGAGCGGAUCAUCAUACUACUUGA